Alnus glutinosa is the source of this 1385-nucleotide messenger RNA. RefSeq lists its product as uncharacterized. NCBI's taxonomy places the organism in Eukaryota, Viridiplantae, Streptophyta, Magnoliopsida, Fagales, Betulaceae. The transcript has 5 exons. Bases 100 to 1074 code for a protein of 324 amino acids. Gene Ontology annotation, biological process: base-excision repair. The record is from RefSeq and is a predicted model, not a curated record. Gene Ontology annotation, molecular function: DNA-3-methyladenine glycosylase activity.
UUUUAAAACCCCUCAGAUUGUAUAUGCAUCUGAUCAACCCACCUACCUUUACAUCUACCCCGGCCAGUUAAAACAAAAACUUCCUUAUCUUCUCCAGUUAUGUCUAGAGCGAAUGUAAGAAGACAUGUUCUGGAGAAGAACAAAAUCUUGAAAGAAAAAGAAAAGCCAACGUCGACACACAGCAUUUUAUCUAAACACCUCAAGAGAAUUUACCCAAUUGGGCUUCAGAGAAGCACUUCCUCGUUAUCCCUAUCAUCUUUGUCUUUGUCUUUGUCACAGAACUCAAUCGACUCUUCUGCUACGGACUCUACCAUCCCACUGGAUCAGAAGAUUUCUUUAGCAUUACGACUGAUUGCACCGGCGCCUGAAAGAAGAGAAGCCCAGCUGGUGGAUAAAAACGUUCCACCUGAAAGAAGAGAAGCCCCUGCCGAUAAAAACGUACAACAACAAUGUCAGGAUACUGGUACUGGGGAUUUGAUCAGGAGGUGCAACUGGAUUACAAAGAACAGUGAUAAAGUUUAUGUAGCCUUUCACGAUGAGUGCUGGGGAGUUCCAGUUUACGAUGACAACCAAUUGUUUGAGCUGCUUGCAAUGUCUGGUAUGUUGAUGGACUACAACUGGACUGAAAUCCUGAAAAGAAGGGAACUAUUCAGAGAAGCAUUUGCUGGAUUCGAUGCUAAUAUUGUGGCCAAAAUGGGGGAGAAUGAGAUUACAGACAUAGCAUCGGACAAAGCAAUAAUGUUAGCAGAGAGCAGAGUAAGGAGUAUAGUGGACAAUGCCAAAUGCAUAUUGAAGAUUGUGAGGGGAUUUGGAUCGUUCGGAAGCUAUAUGUGGGGUUAUGUGAAUCACAAACCAGUGAUAAACAGGUACAGAUACCCAAGAAAUGUUCCUCUGAGGAGUCCAAAAGCAGAAGCCAUUAGCAGGGAUUUACUAAAGCAUGGAUUCCGGCUGGUAGGCCCGGUGAUUGUGCAUUCCUUUAUGCAAGCUGCUGGUUUGACAAUCGAUCAUCUUGUUGAUUGUUAUAGGUACACUGAAUGUGUAGGCCUUGCUGAAAGACCUUGGAGGCACAUCUAGUUAUAUACAUAUAUAACAUGCAAUUUUCAUAUAUAUAUAUAUAUAUAUAAUAUAUGUGUGUGUACUAAUUAAUUCUGUACAGAAGUCGCCAAUAUUUAUAUAUAUAUAGUUGGUGGGCUUCAUCACUAAGUAGUGAUUAUCACGUUAAAGUUAUGCAUGAAGCUGAAAUGGGACCUAAUUAAAUUGGAGGUUCAGCUAUAUCCUUCCUUUGUGGGUUCUUUCUGCUAUACCUUUAUUUGACAGUUUGAAAGCUCUACUAUAUCUAGUGCCACUUGAAUGCGUGCCAUCAAUAUAUUAAGAGCUUUUGUGCA